Messenger RNA from Sesamum indicum (sesame), 2112 nucleotides. RefSeq lists its product as uncharacterized. The record is from RefSeq and is a predicted model, not a curated record. Gene Ontology annotation, biological process: transmembrane transport. NCBI's taxonomy places the organism in Eukaryota, Viridiplantae, Streptophyta, Magnoliopsida, Lamiales, Pedaliaceae. Gene Ontology annotation, cellular component: membrane. Gene Ontology annotation, molecular function: transmembrane transporter activity.
UUUGGGACACUUGUGAAUCUCCCAUUGCUUACAAUUCAAGCACAAGAAAUGCGAAACAUAAACAACAAGAAUUCCUACGAAAAUUCUUGUUUAUUACAUACAUAUACAUGUACCCCACCUAAAUCCACCCAACUAUAGACCUUCUCUUUCAUACUCACAUCUUAGUCAACCCCCACCACGACCGCCCACCGCCCCGCCGGGGAUCCGCCGGAUUUAUGAUUGAAGAAGCUCAAAGAGAUGGGAUCAGAGACGGUGACUUUAGUUCUUGUAAAUUUAGCCGGUAUAAUGGAGCGGGCCGAUGAGUCUUUGCUGCCGGGGGUGUAUAAGGAAGUCGGGGCGGCGCUGCACGCCGACCCGACACGGUUAGGCUCGCUCACCCUCUUCAGAUCCAUUGUGCAGUCGUCUUGCUACCCGCUCGCCGCCUAUCUCGCCGUCCGCCACAAUAGGACUCACGUCAUCGCACUCGGCGCGUUCCUCUGGGCCGCCGCCACCUUCCUCGUCGCCGUUUCCUCCACUUUCACCGAGGUGGCAAUAUCAAGAGGCUUGAACGGGAUUGGACUAGCCAUUGUCACUCCCGCAAUUCAGUCCCUGGUUGCCGACUCAACUGAUGACAGCAACCGUGGUACUGCUUUUGGUUGGCUACAGCUGACGGGAAACUUAGGUUCCAUUAUCGGUGGGCUAGUUUCUGUCCUGAUAGCCUCAACAUCGUUCAUGGGAAUCCCCGGUUGGAGAAUUGCCUUUCACCUAGUAGGACUCUUGAGUGUUGUUAUAGGCGUUCUUGUCCGUCUCUUUGCUAACGAUCCUCGUUUUUCUGAGCGAGAUGGUAAGAAGGAUCAAGAUCGGCAUAAACCGUUUCGUGAAGAGGUAAAAGACCUGAUCAAAGAAGCAAAAGCGGUUAUAAAAGUGCCCUCGUUCCAGAUACUGGUUGCUCAAGGUGUCUCAGGCUCAUUCCCCUGGUCGUCUCUGUCAUUUGCUCCCAUGUGGUUGGAGCUGAUGGGGUUCUCUCACGAGACAACGGCUCUGAUAUGGACUUUGUUUAAUGUUGCUGGAUCGUUGGGAGGGUUGUUUGGUGGAAAGAUGGGCGACGUUCUUGCCAAACGGUUGCCCAAUGCUGGGAGGAUUAUUUUAUCUCAGAUAAGCUCUGGUUCAGCUAUCCCUUUAGCAGCUAUUUUGAUGCUGGGAUUGCCAGAUGACCCUUCCACUGCAGCGACGCAUGGUUUCGUGUUUUUUAUUAUGGGAUUUUUCAUCUCUUGGAAUGCUCCGGCAACUAACAACCCAAUAUUUGCUGAAAUAGUACCAGAGAGAGCUCGAACGAGCAUCUAUGCACUGGACAGGUCGUUCGAGUCCAUACUGUCUUCAUUUGCUCCUCCGGUCGUUGGAAUAUUAGCUCAGCAGGUGUACGGCUAUAAACCGCCUCCAAAGGGAUCGGUCGACUCAAAAACGAUCGAAACGGACAGAGAAAAUGCUGCGUCUCUUGGCAAAGCACUCUACACUGCAAUAGGCAUACCGAUGGCAAUCUGCUGCUCCUUCUACUCGUUUCUCUACUGCACGUAUCCGAGGGACAGAGAUCGAGCAAAGAUGGACGCUUUAAUCGAGUCGGAGCUGCAGCAGAUGGAAACGGAGAAUUCUGUUGUAGUAGAUGAGUACAGUCAACUUCAUGGUUCAGAAUCCAAUCAAUUACAUGGAAAGGAGAGAAGCGUUAUUGAUAUAGACUAUGAAGGGGACGAAACCGCUGAAUUUAAUGAGAACGACAAGCAGAGGCUGCUGUCUCGUGAGCUUACAUUCUCAGACAAACUGUGAAACUGAUACUGAUCAAGUUGCAAAUUUCAGUGCCGGAAAUCGGUGGAAUUCUUCUGGGUCUGAGCUCUUCGAUGCUUUGCGCCCCGUCGAUUUCUGUGGGAUUCGCAGAGACCAAGAGGUUAGUUUUCAUCUUGCAAUUUUCCACAGCUUUUAGACUUUACACGUGCACAUAUAACCAAGUUACUUGUGACAAGGGAUUCAUUUAAUUGCACAUCCUGGAUUCAUCUUCCCAUGAUGUAAAAACAUCGAAUGUUGAUGGUUUUCCCCCCGACUAAUUUACUUUGAUAUGAAUAUCUUUUUCUUCCGUGCUUA